Molecule: messenger RNA, 2033 nt
Organism: Lactuca saligna
Lineage: Eukaryota; Viridiplantae; Streptophyta; Magnoliopsida; Asterales; Asteraceae
Source: the annotation of a GenBank genome assembly
AUGGGAAAAGUAUUUGCAAGAAUCACAUCUUAUUUAGUUUUUAUUCUUUUCGUAUUAGCUGGGAAGGUGGCAGCUGGUCGUCGUUUGAAUUAUGAGUUGUUGUCUGAUGGUGCUGCUCAAGAACACGAUUCAGAGUCAUUUCUGCAUCUCAAAGGACAGGAUUCUUCUGAAGAGCAUUGUGAGCUAAUGUAUGGGUUUUUGCCAUGUUCAAGCAAUGUCCCGAGCCAUAUCUUUCUCAUUGUGAUAUACGAGUACCUAUUAUAUCAUGGAGAAUCAUAUGCGGCUGGUGAUGGGGGAAUUUUUCGUGUCCUUGGCAAGAACUUUUAUGUUGCAAUGUUUUCUCAGCUUCUUGAUUCCCUCCCAGAAUCUUUGAUACUUCUUGUAGCAGGACUGACAAGUAGUAAAGAAAAAGCUCAAGAAUACGUUGUAACGGGUGUUGGAUUGCUAGCAGGAUCGUCAAUAUUGCUUCUCACACUUCUAUGGGGGGUUCUGGUCGUUAUACACAUGCCGAAACUGAUGUUAAAGUUUAAGUUGAUUUUGCUGAAAGUAAAAAAUAAAGGGAUAAAACUAUUAACAGGUUUUGGUGUCGUUACCGAUGCAGAAACUAAAUAUCAUGCCAAAGUUAUAUUCUUUUCGCUCAUACCAUUUGUAGUCAUUCUGUUACCUAGUGUGUUUGGGUUAUCGUAUUCUGAUGAAGAAGACAAGAUUGUCCUUCUUGUGUCACUUUCGGUUUCGGUUAUAUGCUUACUCUCUUACUUCUACUAUCAGACUUCUGAUCCACGGAUUCGGAAAAGAAGACUGGAGUAUGCAGAAGUUUUAGGAAAAAUUGAAAUGCAUGUACCAUUUUACAAAGUACAAGCGCUUAUGCUUGAAAGGGAAAAACAUCUUAUGACAAAGCAAAAAGAAAUGGAGAAAAUUUUGACACGUCCCGAGCUUAGCGAAGACAAAACAUUAAUGACCAGUGAAAAUUUCUAUGAUUUGUUCCAUAAUUGGCUUGAUGAGACGAGACAGUUAAUGGAUGAUCCGUACUCAAUGGAUCAAUUAGGGACAGAAUACAAUCAAGUUGCUGAACUAUUGCUUGAAGAUAAAAUCAAAAUGAUACAACUAAUAUACGGUCUAGGAGAGGAAUUGCAUAUACAAGAUGGAGCUCGAGAUGAAUCUUCCAUAGAUAGAUUCUUUAAGCGCAUUGAUGCCAAUGGUGAUAAAUCUAUUAGACGACUUGAGCUCAAAAACUAUAUCAUGGAAGUGAACAAUGGGAUUCCGAUGGACGAAGAGAUAAUAGAGAUCAUAAUGAGAGGUUUAGACAUUGAUGGAAAUGGAGACAUUAAUCACCAAAAAUUCAAAUCCGAGAUUAAGGGGUGGCUCGAUACUUUUUGCAACAAAGAAAAUCCAUCACAGAAUAACAACCAAGAAACGGACAGGUACCAUCAGAAUGAGGCAAAGGCGAAAACAGAGGAAAAGUACAAGGGAAUGGCGAUACUGAUAGUCGGAAUCAUUAUGCUAACAGUCUUGGCUGAGCCUUUGGUCGAGAGCAUUCGACGGUUUUCAGAAUCUGUAAAAAUAGAGCCUUUCUAUGUGUCAUUCAUCUUGGUACCAUUGGCUACAAAUGCUAGAACAGCCAUUGCUCCCAUUAGAGCUGCAAUGCAGAAGAAACAUCAAAUAACCUCUUUAACCUUCUCUGAGAUAUACCACAAAGUCUUCAUGAACAAUAUCCUUGGUUUUUCUGUUCUGGUAUCGGUCAUAUAUUGUCGUGGAUUGACAUGGCAUUUCUCUGCUGAGAUUCUAGUUGUUGCAAGUGUGUGCAUCAUAAUGGGACUUCUAGCAUCUUUCAAAUCAAAGUUUCCGAACUGGAUAUUAAUCAUUGCGUUCUCUCUCUAUCCGUUAUCUUUGGUUAUGGUUUACUUUGUCGCAGAUACUUUCCAGUUUUCUUGAAACUUGAACUAGAACUUGUAGAAAACAACAUUGUCCCAUUUAAUUGAGUAAGGAGAUAUGCUUAUGUAUAGCAAUGAUGAAGGAGACAUUUUUUAAUGCAG